AUGAUGAAAGUCCAUUCUACUAGGUUUAUCGGCACCAACCCUGUAGAAGCCAGGAUGGGUAAACCACUGCAGGAGCCCCACAGUUGGCAGGAGUCCAGCCCCCUGCAGGAGCCUCCCACCUUCAGGAGCCCCGCCCCCUGCAGGAGCCUCCCACCUUCAGGAGCCCCGCCCCCUGCAGGAGCCUCCCACCUUCAGGAGCCCCGCCCCCUACAGGAGCCUCCCACCUUCAGGAGCCCCGCCCUCUGCAGGAACACUAUCCUCUACAGGAGCAUCGCCCUCUGCAGAAGAGACUUGUUAGGUGGCUGUUCUUUUGAUGAGCAUUACAGCAACUGCGGGUAUAGUGUGGCUCUUGGAACCAAUGGGUUUACCUGGGAGCAGAUUAACACGUGGGAGAAGCCAAUGCUGGACCCAGCUGUGCCCACAGGGUCCUUCAUGAUGGUGAACAGCUCUGGAAGGGCUUCAGGCCAGAAAGCCCAUCUUCUUCUGCCAACCCUGAAGGAGAAUGACACCCACUGCAUUGACUUUCACUACUACUUCUCCAGCCGAGAUCGCUCCAGCCCAGGAGCCUUGAACGUCUAUGUGAAGGUGAAUGGUGGUCCCCAAGGGAACCCAGUCUGGAAUGUGUCUGGGGUCGUCACUGAAGGCUGGGUGAAGGCAGAGCUUGCUAUCAGCACCUUUUGGCCUCAUUUCUACCAGGUGAUCUUUGAAUCCGUCUCUUUGAAAGGUCAUCCUGGUUACAUCGCUGUGGACGAAGUUCGGGUCCUUGCUCAUCCGUGCAGAAAAGCACCUCAUUUCCUGCGACUCCAAAACGUUGAGGUGAAUGUGGGGCAGAAUGCCACCUUUCAAUGCAUUGCAGGUGGGAAGUGGUCCCAGCAUGACAAACUUUGGCUUCAGCAAUGGAAUGGCAGAGACACAGCCCUCAUGGUCACGCGGGUGGUCAAUCACAGGCGCUUCUCAGCCACAGUGAGUGUGGCAGACACCUCUCAACGCAGCGUCUCCAAGUAUCGCUGUGUGAUCCGCUCAGAUGGUGGGUCUGGUGUGUCCAACUAUGCAGAGCUGAUCGUGAAAGAGCCUCCCACGCCCAUUGCUCCCCCAGAACUGCUGGCCGUGGGGGCCACCUACCUGUGGAUUAAACCAAAUGCCAACUCCAUUAUUGGGGACGGCCCCAUCAUUCUGAAGGAGGUAGAAUACCGCACAACCACAGGCACCUGGGCCGAGACCCACAUCGUGGACUCUCCCAACUAUAAGCUCUGGCAUCUGGACCCUGAUGUGGAGUACGAGAUCCGGGUGCUGCUCACACGACCAGGCGAGGGGGGCACAGGACCACCAGGACCUCCCCUCACUACCAGGACCAAGUGUGCCGAUCCUGUGCAUGGCCCUCAGAAUGUGGAGAUUGUGGACAUUCGGGCUCGACAGCUGACCCUGCAGUGGGAACCCUUUGGCUAUGCAGUGACCCGCUGCCACAGCUAUAACCUCACAGUACAGUACCAGUACGUGUUCAACCAGCAGCAGUAUGAGGCUGAAGAGGUGAUCCAGACCUCUUCCCACUAUACCCUGCGGGGUCUACGGCCCUUCAUGACCAUCAGACUGCGGCUGCUACUGUCCAACCCUGAGGGUCGGAUGGAGAGUGAGGAGUUGGUGGUACAGACUGAAGAGGAUGUUCCAGGAGCUGUUCCUCUGGAGUCCAUCCAAGGAGGGCCCUUUGAGGAGAAGAUCUACAUCCAGUGGAAACCUCCCAAUGAGACCAAUGGGGUCAUCACACUCUAUGAGAUUAACUACAAGGCUGUUGGCUCCCUGGAUCCAAGUGCUGACCUAUCCAGCCAGAGGGGGAAAGUGUUCAAACUCCGGAAUGAAACCCAUCAUCUCUUUGUGGGUCUGUACCCUGGGACUACCUACUCUUUCACCAUCAAGGCCAGCACAGCCAAGGGCUUCGGACCUCCAGUCACCACUCGGAUUGCCACCAAGAUUUCAGCUCCAUCAAUGCCUGAAUAUGAUGCAGAUACCCCACUCAACGAAACAGAUACAACCAUCACGGUGAUGCUCAAACCUGCCCAGUCCCGGGGAGCCCCUGUCAGUGUUUACCAGCUGGUUGUCAAGGAAGAGCGGCUUCAGAAGUCUCGGAGAGCAGCUGACAUCAUCGAAUGUUUCUCAGUACCUGUGAGCUAUCGGAAUGCCUCCAACCUUGAUUCUCUGCACUACUUUGCUGCUGAGCUGAAGCCCUCCAACUUGCCUGUCACCCAGCCAUUUACAGUGGGAGACAACAAGACCUACAAUGGCUACUGGAACCCUCCCCUUUCGCCACUGAAGAGCUACAGCAUCUACUUCCAGGCCCUCAGCAAAGCAAAUGGA
Grammomys surdaster is the source of this 2349-nucleotide messenger RNA. Its product is annotated as receptor-type tyrosine-protein phosphatase T-like. NCBI's taxonomy places the organism in Eukaryota, Metazoa, Chordata, Mammalia, Rodentia, Muridae. The annotation marks the transcript as partial. The record is from RefSeq and is a predicted model, not a curated record. Gene Ontology annotation, molecular function: protein binding. The transcript has 12 exons. Gene Ontology annotation, cellular component: membrane.